AUGGGGCAGCAUAACCUCCUCCCAAGGAGAUCGCUUCUGUUGUACUUGCUGCUGCAGGCGCUAAGGGCCAUUUGUGGCUUAUCAAGCGGUGGGGCUUCUCCCUUGCCUCUGGUCCUCAAUAUCUGUGCAUUCUGGAAAGCUACAGAAACAGCUUGGAAUACCUUACACUCAGGAGGCUCUGAACUGGAUGCAGUAGAGAAAGGUUGUGGUCAGUGUGAGAUUGAGCAAUGUGAUGGAAGUGUGGGGUAUGGAGGAAGUCCGGAUGAACAUGGGGAAACAACGUUGGAUGCCAUGAUUAUGGAUGGUAACACCAUGAAGGUUGGGGCAGUAGCAGAUCUCAGACGUAUAAAAAAUGCCAUUGGUGUAGCACGGAAAGUGAUAGAACAUACUAGGCAUACUUUACUGGUUGGAGAAACAGCUUCCUUUUUUGCAGAAAGCAUGGGUUUCCCAAGUGAAGAUUUGACUACACAGAAGUCUCUUUCAAUAUAUUUAAAGUGGUUUAAUCAGAGUUGUCGGCCAAACUUCUGGAAGAAUGUUAUUCCAGAUGCUUCAAAAUCUUGUGGGCCAUACAAACAGAGUGCAGUUUUCAUGAAGGAAGAACAGAACAUCUCAGAGAAAAGGAUCGAAGUUCACAGUCAUGAUACUAUUGGCAUGGUUGUGAUUGGUCAGACUGGAAGCAUUGCUGCAGGGAUUUCUACAAAUGGUGCAAACCACAAAACCCAAGGACGUGUAGGAGAUUCACCAAUAGCUGGAACCGGAGCCUAUGCUGAUAGUACAGCUAGCACUGCAUCUUCUACUAGAGAAGGAGAUGUUAUGAUGCGUUUCUUGCCCAGCUACCAAGCUGUGGAAUAUAUGCGGACAGGAAUGGAUCCAACAAUGGCAUGUAAAAAAGUUAUUUCUAGGAUUCAGAAAUAUGUCCCAUACUUUUUUGGUGCUGUUAUUUGUGCCAACACAAGUGAAAGCUAUGGUGCUGCUUGCAAUAAACUUCCAGGAUUCACACAGUUUCAUUUUAUGGCUUGUAAUCCCAGUUUGAGGCAACCAUCUGAGGAAAUAGUAGACUGCAUUUAACUUCUUCCUUUCUCAACAACAACAUCUAAACUUAACAAGAGAUGGGGUGGGUGGAGACCCACAGUGCAAUCUCAUACGUUCAUACUCAGAAGGAAGUCCCAUUAAGUUCAGUGGACCAUGAUCCUGAGUAAGUGACUAUAGGAUCACAACCUAAAUUAAAUUGCCAGAAUUAAUUUUUACAAAAAUCAGUUGCAUACAUAACUUACCCUGG
This is a messenger RNA of Pogona vitticeps (central bearded dragon), 1279 nucleotides long. The record is from RefSeq and is a predicted model, not a curated record. NCBI's taxonomy places the organism in Eukaryota, Metazoa, Chordata, Lepidosauria, Squamata, Agamidae.